Nicotiana attenuata is the source of this 1683-nucleotide messenger RNA. Its product is annotated as pyruvate dehydrogenase E1 component subunit beta-1, mitochondrial. Gene Ontology annotation, molecular function: pyruvate dehydrogenase (acetyl-transferring) activity. Lineage: Eukaryota; Viridiplantae; Streptophyta; Magnoliopsida; Solanales; Solanaceae. The transcript is spliced from 15 exons. The record is from RefSeq and is a predicted model, not a curated record. Gene Ontology annotation, biological process: pyruvate decarboxylation to acetyl-CoA. Bases 140 to 1243 code for a protein of 367 amino acids.
AUAAGGUAAACAAACAUAUAGGAAAACGCUUUUGUCCAUUUUGGGUUCUUUUGGUAGCGCAUACUUUUCUACUAUUCUUUGUGCCCUGUGCCACUACGAAGCGUCUAACAGGAUUUUGAUAAGCUAAGAAGGGGCAGAUAUGUCUGGAAUCAUAGGUCGAACAAUGGCCAGCAGAAAGAUUUCUGCUUUGAAUCAGUUCUUGAUGGGAAGCAGGGUAUUUGCAUCUAGAACUUAUUCUUCGUCAGCUAAAGAGAUGACAGUGCGUGACGCGCUAAAUUCAGCUCUAGAUGAAGAAAUGUCUGCGGAUCCUAAGGUCUUUGUUAUGGGAGAAGAGGUUGGUGAGUACCAAGGAGCCUAUAAGAUUACGAAGGGGCUUCUGGAUAAAUAUGGUCCGGAAAGGGUUCUUGAUACACCAAUUACUGAGGCUGGGUUUGCUGGAAUUGGAGUUGGUGCAGCAUACCAUGGUCUAAAGCCCAUAAUCGAAUUCAUGACAUUUAACUUUUCCAUGCAGGCAAUUGACCAUAUCAUCAAUUCUGCUGCAAAAUCAAAUUAUAUGUCUGCUGGCCAGAUAUCUGUGCCCAUUGUUUUCAGGGGUCCUAAUGGUGCUGCAGCUGGUGUCGGUGCCCAACAUUCUCAGUGCUAUGCAGCAUGGUUUGGUUCCUGUCCAGGAUUAAAGGUACUAGCUCCAUACUCUUCCGAAGAUGCUCGUGGCUUGCUCAAAGCUGCUAUCAGGGAUCCCGAUCCAGUUGUGUUUCUAGAAAAUGAAUUGCUAUAUGGUGAGUCUUUCCCUGUUUCAGCAGAAGCUCUUGAUUCUAGUUUCUGUCUUCCCAUCGGAAAAGCUAAGAUAGAACGCGAAGGAAAGGAUGUGACAAUCACUGCCUUCUCAAAGAUGGUUGGCUAUGCUCUUCAGGCUGCUGAAAUUCUUACUAAGGAAGGAAUUAGUGCUGAGGUUAUAAAUCUGCGCUCGAUCCGACCACUUGAUAGACCCGCCAUUAAUGCAUCUGUGAGGAAAACCAACAGACUUGUAACUGUUGAAGAAGGAUUCCCACAACAUGGCGUUGGCGCUGAGAUCUGUGCAUCUGUGGUUGAGGAGAGCUUUGAGUAUCUUGAUGCACCAGUUGAGAGGAUAACAGGUGCUGAUGUUCCUAUGCCAUACGCAGCUAAUCUUGAAAGAAUGGCUGUUCCACAGGUAGAAGACAUUAUUCGCGCAGCAAAGAGGGCCUGUUACCGAUCAAGUACCUAAAUUAGAGUUCCAAAUGCUGCGUAGGCUUUGGUCCAACAAGAUCUUGUUGUUCCAAGCAUUUACCUCCUUUUUGUGGAUAUCGAUUCUUUAUCCGCCUGUGAGUGGAUGCUUCUGUUUUUGCCAUCUUCUGGAAAGUUUAGUUGACUGUAAAAACAGCUAAACUGUAAACUAAAUUAGCAGAGGAAAUCUGCCGCCAGAUAUUUCAACAUACAAGGAUAUAACACUUGUCGAGAAUAAAAUUUUCAGCUUCUAUGGCCUUCUCUGUGAUACUUUCAGGAAAACAUUCUAUCAGAAAAUACAUACGUUCUGGGAAGUAUCAAAAUCCAAUGCAACUGUUUUUUUUCCUUCUUUGUCCAGUCGUAUCUCAAUUGUUGUUGCUAUAAAUUGUUCAAGGGAACACCAACUCUACGUGGACAGACGAUAUAGAUUUUUCACUUUUA